GUUGUAAGGCUAAGAUAUAAAUACUUAACUCUAACAAGCAAAUGUGUCUGUGGUGGUGAAGGUGAAGAAGAAACCUUCUAACUGUGGGAAUGCUUAUAGCCAUGCAGGUAGCAGAAGAAGUGAAGACAUUGCCAGACCUUUUAGAAGAGGCUGAAAAGGCCUACAAGAAACGGAAACAGAAGUACCAAUCCUUCUUCCUUAAAGGUGGGAAGUCUUCUGGUAGGUGGGAUGCUUUCGGGAGGAAUCUCUACUACAUUUCAAAAGGAAAAAAGAGCUGGUAUGAUGCUGAGAAUUUCUGCGAGUCCAGAGAUGCCCACUUGGCCUCCAUCCUGACGGAUGAAGAACAGAACUUUGUCACUUCCCUGCUCAGUGACCCCACUUGGAUUGGCCUUACAGAUGAAACGGAGGAAGGCAAAUGGGAAUGGACAGAUGGCUCCCGAUUUAAAAAAGAGUAUUGGUCUCACAAUGAGCCUCGCCACAGACAGCAAAACAGAGAAAUAGAGGAGGACUGUGUCUCCAUCGUGCCUGCGAGUAACAAAUAUAACUGGAACGAUGCCUACUGUCAUGAACAGCGCAGAUGGGUUUGCAAGGAAAACCUGGAUAUCGAAGAACUGUAA
Molecule: messenger RNA, 617 nt
Organism: Podarcis muralis (Common wall lizard)
Lineage: Eukaryota; Metazoa; Chordata; Lepidosauria; Squamata; Lacertidae
Product: C-type lectin domain family 4 member F-like
Source: RefSeq, a predicted model, not a curated record